This is a messenger RNA of Schistosoma turkestanicum, 793 nucleotides long. The record is from the annotation of a GenBank genome assembly. NCBI's taxonomy places the organism in Eukaryota, Metazoa, Platyhelminthes, Trematoda, Strigeidida, Schistosomatidae.
UUUUCAUACUGUUACAACAUGACCUUCACGGCUAUUGGAUAGUGUUUAGCCGAGCGCUGUUUGAAAACUUUGUUCCGAUCGUGUUGUAGCUAAUCGUCUAGUGCCAAUACAGUAAGUAUGGAUCACAAUACUUUGCAGAGUAUAUUCAGAAGAGUUGACAAGGAUGGGAGUGGAAGUAUUUCUGCUAUGGAGUUGCAGUCCAGUCUCUCAAACGGUUUAGGAACUUCAUUCAACAUUAGAACAAUACAAUUAAUGAUUGCCAUGUUUGAUCGUGAUAUGAAUGGUACGAUUGGUUUCAAUGAAUUUUGUAAUCUAUUCAAAUAUGUACAAGAUUGGCAACGUUGUUUUCGACAAUUCGAUCGAGAUAAUUCUGGUUCCAUUGAUCAUGCAGAAUUUAGUAAUGCGUUAAGACUUUUCGGCUAUCGUUUAUCAUCAGAAUUUAUCAAUCUUAUGAUAAGUCGUUUUGAUCGUAAUCGUCGAGGAUCGAUUGCAUUCGAUGAUUUUAUUUAUGCAUGUGUCUGUUUACAGAUGCUCACUGGAGCAUUCAGGCAACGUGACUAUCAAAUGAUUGGUCUGGCACAAUUUUCAUUUGAACAAUUUCUUACAGCAGCAUUUUCAGUUGUUAUAUAAUAAAAUAAACUUGCAAUUUCAAAAUGAGAAUAAUGGUAUCAAAACAUUUUAUUCUACAAAUCACAAUUGAAUUUUGUUGAUUGUUUUUUUUUUUGAUAUUUUCAUUUUCUUUAUUAUGAUAAUCAGAUUUUGCCAAAAUAACAAAAAAAAGAAUUGUUUCUAA